This is a messenger RNA of Oryzias latipes (Japanese medaka), 3334 nucleotides long. RefSeq names its product zinc finger protein 513a (gene znf513a). NCBI's taxonomy places the organism in Eukaryota, Metazoa, Chordata, Actinopteri, Beloniformes, Adrianichthyidae. The record is from RefSeq and is a predicted model, not a curated record. Gene Ontology annotation, molecular function: RNA polymerase II cis-regulatory region sequence-specific DNA binding; DNA-binding transcription repressor activity, RNA polymerase II-specific. Gene Ontology annotation, cellular component: nucleus; nucleoplasm. Gene Ontology annotation, biological process: regulation of transcription by RNA polymerase II.
AGGACGUUGUUGCUGUAUGCUCUACGUCACAUCAGAAAAUCAAUUAAGUUAUGAAAAAUACCAUUAAUUGCCUUUCUUUGUCAUCACUGCUCCAGAAGAAAUGGCGGAUCUUUAUACGUCCGGGGUUUGAGGGAAAUGUUUUUUAACCAAAUGUAGUGUUUACGGGCUACAGGAAUCAUUUCAAUCGUCACGUACAUUUACGUUUCAAAGUUGAUUGUUUCUCAGACAGAUGAGAAUGAGCUGAUGGUUGUGAAAGUCUGCAAGAGGACUCCAGGUACAGAGGAGAGGUCAACUGGAAGAUGCCAAGAAAAAAACAACAGAAUCCACAGCCAGUGAAAUUGGAUUCUGAGGAUGGUGUAGCCAUUGAAGCUCCAGGAAACCUCCACUUAGACACUGACCUCUUUCUAGGACACGACCUUGAGUUUGAUGCUCCUGAUCAUGACAAGAUUCUAGGCCUGGAAAAGUUCUCAGAAGUAGCUGCAGAGAUCGGCUUCUCCGUGUUUCCUCUGGGUGAUGAGAGUUCUGCCUACAGUCAGCUCAGCAUGGAGAGUGAAACAGACAACUCGCGCAGCACAAGUGACAACGGGAGAGAAGACGAGAGCAGAGCAAGCCAGUCGGAGUCCAGUUUCCCCCCUUAUCUGUCCUGCAGGGGCUGUGGACAGUUGCGAGACGAACUUCUUGGACCUGGCAUGGACCUUGUCGGUUCUUACUGUCUGAGGUGCUGCAAAGCAUCCAGGGAAAGCAAAAAUAUUGAAUUCUGUUUACCUUUUGGAAACAUUGGGAUCCGUUCCCAAAUCCGGGCAGGCUCACAGCCUGAAUGCGAACUGGGAGACGAGGAGGGAGACCAAUCCACCUCGGGGGAAGACAAACUGUGUAAGCAGCACUCGUGCCACCUCUGCGGUUUCUCCUCGCGUUAUGCCAACCAUGUGAAGCGUCACAUGAAGACGCACAACGGGGAGAAGCCCUUCAACUGCCCUCUGUGCACCUACGCCUCAGCACAGCUGGUCAACCUGCAGAGACACCUGCGCAUCCACACCGGGGAGAAACCUUACAAGUGCAGCAGCUGUAGUUUCGCUUGCAGCUCGCUGGGCAACCUCAAAAGGCACCAGCGCAUGCACGUCCCCUCUGCUGGGGUGGGACAGGACACCUCACUGAGACUGGACAAUCCCCAAACUGGAUCAAAAAAACCUGUAGACCUGCAGAGACCAAACGGGGAAGCCUCUGCUUCAGAGAUUGACAAGCCAACGUCAAACCUUGGUUUAGGAGCCCAGAACGGUGAUUACUUGUCAGCCUUUGACGGCUUAAAGGGAGCCUCACCACCACCCAUCCCUGCCUCCAAACCUGCACCAGGCCCCCAUCCUCCCCCCAUGAUGGAGUUUACCGACAGCAGCAGUAGCAGUGCCACCAGGGGGAGCGUAGCAGAUGAAGCCACCAUCCCACCCUCACUUUUUCCCUUCACUUGCCGGCUGUGUGGCGUCGUCCUUGAAGAUGAAGACGGCUCCUCAGCGCAGAUCUGUGCCAAGUGCACCCUCGACAUGCUGACAAAAGACUCCUCGUCCUCCCCCAACAGUCCUGGCGAGCGCAGCGACAAGGUCUACACGUGUUCCGCCUGCCCUUUCCUCACACACUACCCCAACCAUUUGGCACGCCACAUGAAAACCCACAGCGGGGAAAAACCAUACAAGUGCCCACAGUGCGACUACGCCUCAGCGCACUUCGACAACCUCAAGCGGCACCACCGGGUGCACACGGGGGAGAAGCCGUAUAAGUGCCAUUUGUGCGAUUACGCAUGCGGGAACCUGGCCAACCUAAAGAGGCAUCAGAGGGUGCACUCGGGCGCCAAGCCCUUCCAGUGCACACUAUGCAGCUACAACUGCAACCAAAGCAUGAACCUGAAGAGACACAUGCUGCGGCACACGGGGGAAAAACCCUACAAGUGUCAGGAGUGCGGCUACACCACCGGCCACUGGGACAACUACAAAAGACACCAGAAGAAGCACGGCCUGGCCACAGACAGCUGGGUCAAAGUGCCGAUGACAGACAACAACGAAGAGGAGGACGCCAGGAACAGGCAGGGAGGCGGCGUUCAACCUCAUAGAAAGGAAGGAGUCAGCAUGCAGUACAUGCCAAGGGAAGGGGGUCCCACAAUGCACCCGUGCUACAAACUGGAGAUUGCAUAACUUCAAACUCAGCUCAAUAAAUUGACCAGCAACUUGUUUGUUAUAAUGUUGAACGUGUCAGUCUUUUACUGUUCUGUCAAAUCUUUUGAGGCUGCUAAUAGAUUGUAUGUCGUCUUGUUUUGCCUGGUGUCAGCAGCACUGUAAGCUCCUCAUGCUUGUUUGUUCUCACUCUUAACACCCAACGAUCCCUGGAAUAGAUGCACACAUUCGCCUAAACUGUUACGGCUGCACUGUGUAGUUCUAGUCACCAUUUUAAUACACAAGCAGGUUUUUAUACAACAAACACUGAUCAGGCGUUUUAUUUUUUUUCCCCUCAGUAAUUUAAAGUAGUUUUUGCCUGACUUCCUUUGGAUUCAUGGGUUCAUUUAACACUAAUCACAUACAAAAGUGUAUUUUUUUACAAAGUGACUAUACAGUGCAGCUUAAAGCAAUUUUCUACUGUGCUUUUGUAGCUACAGCCUUCCAGCUUUGCUAGUAGUUUGCCUUUCAGUAAAUGAAUACUUCAAGUAAUAUUUAAAGUAUAGGAGGUGUUUGACUUUGGUCAAAUAGUCAUUAUGUAAUCCUCCAAGUCAUUUUUGCCAGACCCACUUGAAAAAGAUUUUUUUGUUGUUGUGAAAGACAAGCUUUGAACACAGAAAAUGCACGUGAAAGCAUGUCGAAAUGCCCUCAAAGAAAAAGCACACUCAGCUCUGAGUUCCUGGUUUAGAUGAAAAUAGUAAAAAAAAAGUAUUUAUUGUGAUUCUAUACUGAAAUCUCAACAGAAAUAUAAACUAUUUUUCUCUUAGAGAUUUUUUAAAUGGCCUUUUACUUACAUUUACCGAUCAAUGUGAAUUUAUUUGGUUGUUUUUGUGUUAGUCAGCUGGCGUGCAUGUCUUUUUGUUUUUUGGUUGUGUUUUCUUUGAAUGUUUGGAUUGCCAUGUUGGCUUCAUAUAGAAAUUGGAUUUAAAUGAAACUGGUGAGUAACUAUUGUGCAAGUGGUAGACUCUCCAGAUCGUUUUCAGUUUGAACUUGAACUGCCGUUAUCUGAAGAGCGACCAUCCGUGUUUGUAUGCAGUGUCUUAUAAAUGCCUUAAGAGAGACGUUUAAAAUAAACAUGAGAAAUUACUGGAUGUCAACUGCAGGACUUUUUUGGGGGGUCGGUGCCCUAAAAAAAA